AUGGAAGAAGCUGUGAGCAAUGCCACCGUUUGCAGCCAUGACUUUGGGUUCGAACAGGCCAACGCCUCCCUUUCCUGGCCAAGCAUAUCUGGAAGUGGCCCAGAGACGGUGAUUGUGCCUGUGUUGUUUGGGGUGAUCUUCCUCCUGGGCAUGGUGGGGAAUAUGCUGGUCCUGGUGGUGCUUGGCCACCUCCGGCCAGGUGGGCGCCCAUCACGCAGUGCCACCAACAUCUUCAUCCUCAACCUGAGCAUUGCAGACUGCUCUUUCCUCGUCUUCUGCGUCCCCUUCCAGGCCACCAUCUACUCCCUGCCCGAAUGGGUCUUCGGUGCCUUCUUCUGCAAGUGGGUCCACUACCUGGUCAUGACCACCAUGCUGGUCAGCAUCUUCACCUUGGUGGCCAUGUCGGUGGACAGGUACAUCGCCGUGGUGCAUGCCAAGCGCUCGCUCUGCAUCCGUAGCAAACGCAACGCCACCCUGGGCGUGGGGGUCAUCUGGCUCCUGUCUCUGCUCAUCGCCAUCCCGGUGGCUCAGCACCAGGCCCUCAUGAGAGGCCACCGGCAGGCACCCAACAGCUCCUUCUGCUGGGAGCAUUGGGCAGACAACCCUGCGGCCAAGCAGGUCUACAAGGUUACCAUUCUGGUGGUGGGUUACCUGCUACCUCUGGUGCUCAUCACCUGCUGCUAUGCCAAGGUUAUACGCCAUCUUCAAAAGAAGGUGAAGAAUAUUUCCAAGAAGUCAGAGAGAUCCAAAAGAAAGACAGCUCAAACAGUGCUGCUGGUGGUUGCUGUCUUUCUAAUCUCCUGGCUCCCGCACCACGUCAUCACUAUGUGGGCUGAGUUUGGCAAGUUCCCCCUGAACGAUAUCUCCUUCACCUUUCGCAUCAUCGCACACUGCUUAGCCUAUGGGAACUCUUGCAUCAACCCCAUCAUCUACGCUUUCCUGUCGGAGAAUUUCCGCACAGCCUGCCGGCAAGUCUUCACAUGCAAGGGCCUCCUUCAGCCGCCUCCUGCAGAGAAGAUGGUGAGGAUCCGCAUGGAGAACUUCUCCACUUCUCACUCAACAACCAACGUGUGACAUGGGGCGGGGAGGAAGAGCUAUCAGCAAAGGAAGAAACAGAAGAGAACACAGUAGUGUCCAGAAAUUCCUUGCACAGACGCAGAUA
This is a messenger RNA of Zootoca vivipara (common lizard), 1162 nucleotides long. RefSeq names its product galanin receptor type 1-like. Gene Ontology annotation, cellular component: plasma membrane. NCBI's taxonomy places the organism in Eukaryota, Metazoa, Chordata, Lepidosauria, Squamata, Lacertidae. Gene Ontology annotation, biological process: G protein-coupled receptor signaling pathway. Gene Ontology annotation, molecular function: G protein-coupled receptor activity. The record is from RefSeq and is a predicted model, not a curated record.